AGAGGCGGCUCCGCGCGCGGGGCAGGGCGCCAGCCGUGGUGCCCAGGGCGGGUCGCGGCUCUUGGAGGACAGCGCGUGGGCGAAGACUGGGCUACGAGUGUGCGACGCCCGUCCCAGGAGGGUGGGCCUUUGUUGGGAGGAAUCCGGGACCGCCCCGCGGCCUCUGGGCUGUGGAAUCAGAGCCCUCAGGGAGCAGGGCGGGGCGGGGCGGAAGAAGAAAGGGUUCAGGCCUCGCGGGUUGCAGCACACAUUUGUGCCCCGCCCUCCUUUCCUGCACCGUGAAGAAGGGUGCGGCUGGCGGAGACCAGCCUUUGUAGACGCAAAGGCUUGGCUUCUUUGAGGAGGGUUCUGAGAUCAGAAGGGUCCUGGUCUGUUAGGUCCGUACAGGCCCCCUCUGGCUGAUGUGUUGGGGAAUAAACCUGGAGGUGGCCGAUGUGGAGGGAACCAGCAAUGUUACUUCAUCGGUAACUGGUGCAUAGUGGCUUGGGGGUCUUGCUGGAAGAUGAUUUUUGCAAAUGGGGAGGGAAGAGUUGAGACUGAGACCCCCAACAGAUCUUUAGGGUAUAGGGGCAGGAUUAAGUAGGGCUCCACUCCGGGGUUGUGACCCUGGAGAGACAAGUUGGUGGAGAGUUGUCUCAGGGUUUGUCGAUUCUCCUUCUUAGACCAGAAAUCUGUACGUUCUGGGUGUAAGAUGACCCGAGUAAACUACCCUAUUCCAUAGACAGAAAAACAGGCCCAGUGCCCUCUGGUCACCUGCUUGAUGGGUGAAGUAGCAAUUUCUCAGAAUCCCCUGGAGGUACCCCCCCUUCUGGUGACUGAGGCUGGGCAGUGCCUGGAUCAUAGGGUCACAGUUCACAAGAAGCAUGAGGAUUGCUCAGCCAUGCUCCUUACAUGGCUUCACACCGGCUGUGGCCUGCUGGUGCUUCACCCUUACCCAUCCAGUCACAUGGUCCAUAGAUAACGCCUCUCUAUGCCACACACCCUGGGGCACCUGUCCAGCUGUUGACCAGCUUUCUACCUUCACUCUUAUGUGACCAGGCAUACUCCAAAUGGAUCUGACCAGGAAGCAGAUGUGCCACCUGUGAAGACCUGCAUAUUCCAGUUAAUGUAACCCCAUUCUGGUGCAGCAUUCCUGGGUCAGCACAGGAAAUCAGCUGCAGUAAGAUUGAGAAGUACAAAGGGAAGACCAAAAAAAGAAAAACAGGCAGAGUGGAGGCCACAACUAGCUGAAUGAACACUGGCUAGUGUUUCUGUAUGAAGAUCUGCUAAGUGAGGCAGGGCAGCUGGUCCUAAAUGGGGGUUCCUAGCUCCUCUACACAGAGCUACACAUUCAGAGGGAGAGUGGAGGCUACUUAAGGAUGGAUGGAGAUAUAUAGCUAUAACUGGGGGGUUGAACCCAGGGGCACUUAACCACUGACCCACAUCCCCAGCCCUUUUCAUAUUUUAUGUAGUUAUGGGGUCUCCUUGAGUUCUUAGGGCCUUGCUAAGUUGCCGAGGCGGCUUUGAAUUUGAGGUCUUCCUACCUCAGCCUCCCCAGUGGCUGGGAUUACAGAUGGCGGCUGCGGAGGCAGUGCACCACAUCCACCUGCAGAACUUUUCUCGAUCACUGCUUGAGACCCUCAAUGGACAGAGGCUUGGUGGGCACUUCUGUGAUGUAACUGUGCGCAUCCGUGAGGCUUCCUUGCGAGCACACCGCUGCGUGCUGGCUGCAGGCUCCCCCUUCUUUCAGGACAAGCUGCUGCUUGGCCACUCGGAGAUCCGCGUACCACCAGUGGUGCCUGCACAGACUGUGCGCCAGCUGGUUGAGUUCCUCUAUAGCGGCUCCCUUGUGGUGGCACAGGGUGAGGCUCUGCAGGUGCUCACAGCUGCAUCCGUGCUUCGCAUCCAGACAGUAAUAGAUGAGUGCACACAGAUUAUCGCACGUGCUCGUGCCCCAGGAACCCCUGCACCAGCCCCCCUGCCAGCACCGGUGCCCCCACCGCUGGCACCUGCACAGCUGCGCCACCGCCUGCGUCACUUGUUGGCUGCACGACCCCUUGGGCACCCUGGUGUAGCACAUAGCCGCAAGCAGCGCCAGCCUGCACGUCUUCAGCUGCCUGCACUCCCAGCCAAGAUAGAGGGUCCGGAUGCAGACCCAGUACUUCCAGUCCCUGAGGAUAGAGGUGAGGAUGAGGAGGACACCGAUGGCGAAACCGACGGCGAGGAUGGUGAAGGUGGUGGCCCAGGUGAGGGCCAGGCGCCCCCUUCUUUCCCUGACUGUGCAACUGGCUUCCUCACUGCUGCUGCGGACAGCGCUCGAGAGGACCCACCUGCAUCUGCUGGCCUCACUGACUAUGGCAGUGCAGGCAGAGAUUUCCUUCGCGGGGCUGUGGUGGCCGAGGACGUGUUUCCAGAAAGCUAUGUAUCUGCUUGGCACGAGGAGGGCGGCACUGCCACAGAAGGCUGUCCUGCUGAGACCCCUGCCCCACCGGACUGCUCCCUGGCAGGACCCCGUGUGCCUGGCGUGAAAACCUCAGGAAUGCCUGUAGCACUUUUCCCCUUUCACCUGGGCACGCCGGGGCCACCCCAGCCAACCCCUCCCACACCAUCAGGGCCAGCUCCUGCACCCACAUCCACAUCCACCUUCUACCCUGCACUCCAGCCUGAGGCCGCCCCCAGCACUCAGCUUGGGGAAGCCCUGGCCCCGCCUGUGGUGCCUGCCAGUGCCCCUUCAGGUACCCCUGUACGUGUUCCCGGAGCAGAGCAGCCUGCCUACGAGUGUAGUCACUGCCGUAAGACGUUCAGCUCUCGGAAAAACUACACCAAGCACAUGUUCAUCCAUUCUGGUGAGAAGCCACACCAGUGCGCAGUGUGCUGGCGAUCCUUCUCUCUGCGCGACUACCUGCUCAAGCACAUGGUCACGCACACUGGCGUGCGCGCCUUCCAGUGCGCAGUUUGCGCCAAGCGCUUCACACAGAAGAGCUCCCUCAAUGUGCACAUGCGCACACACCGGCCGGAGCGUGCUCCCUGCCCCGCCUGUGGCAAGGUCUUCUCGCACAGAGCGCUGCUGGAGCGCCACCUGGCUGCGCACCCUGCGACCUGACGCGGGAUCUGGCUACACCCACCAGGAAUCGACUGCGCCCCCACGCAGUUGGCUACUGCUGCGUUCCGUGACCGCCACUCCGCUCUUCCCUGCCCUAUCCCUUUCUCCAGACUGAACCUGGGGCCCGGCCUAUCACUCCUCUCUUCCACGUCCUUGGACCCUCUAGGUAGGGCAAGGUCCAUAAAGGGGACAGUCAGAGACCUGGCCACGAAGAACUGGACCAUUUCCCGUCUGAAAGUAGGCUCACAGGCCCGAGGAACUGGGUCCGGGUUUAAAUCUCUGGUGUUGAUUUGCGCGCGCCUCCCAUUAGCUGUAGGGUGGGGAUACAGCUCUGUCUGAAUAUUGGUUGAACGAUGUCCCUGGGCCCCACUUGGCACGACCCCUUCCUCAUCCAGGGCCUGAGAAAGCCCAGAUGGACCCAUCAUGGAAUAGGUCAGACCUUGGAACUCUCACUUCUCACUCUAUAAUAAAAGAGUCUGGUCAGUGCACACUGCCAUUGUAGACUGGCUGGGCUAGGAACAUCA
This is a messenger RNA of Marmota monax (woodchuck), 3606 nucleotides long. RefSeq names its product zinc finger and BTB domain containing 45 (gene Zbtb45). Gene Ontology annotation, biological process: negative regulation of transcription by RNA polymerase II; regulation of cytokine production; regulation of immune system process. Gene Ontology annotation, molecular function: protein binding. The coding region runs from base 1553 to 3082 and encodes 509 amino acids. The record is from RefSeq and is a predicted model, not a curated record. Lineage: Eukaryota; Metazoa; Chordata; Mammalia; Rodentia; Sciuridae. The transcript is spliced from 3 exons.